CCUGCCGCCGACAUGCAGUCCCCGGCGGUGCUUGUCACCUCCAGGCAAGUUCAGAAUGUCCACACAGGCCUUGACUUGACAGUGCCACAGCACCAGGAAGUUCGGGGCAAGAUGAUGUCCGGCCACGUGGAAUACCAGAUCCUGGUGGUGACCCGCUUGGCUGUGUUCAAGUCUGCCAAGCACCGGCCUGAAGAUGUCGUCCAGUUCUUGGUCUCCAAAAAAUACAGCGAGAUCGAGGAGUUUUACCAGAAACUGAGCAAUCGUUACCCAGCAGCCAGCUUGCCCCCGCUGCCUAGGAAGGUCCUGUUUGUCGGGGAGUCUGACAUUCGGGAAAGGAGAGCCAUGUUUGAUGAAAUUCUGCGCUGUGUCUCCAAGGAUGCCCAGUUGGCGGGCAGCCCAGAGCUGCUAGAAUUCCUAGGCACCAGAUCCCCAGGGGCUGCAGGCCUUGCUGCUAGAGAUCCCUUUGUACUGGAUGACACAGCCAGCCAGCCAGGGGACAACGAUGAGCCUUUUGACUUCUUUGAGCAGCAGGAUCAAGUGCAGCCACCCACACUGGGCCUGAGCAACAAGGAUGUGGAGAAGUCCCUGGAGGAAGAAGAAGAGGAGGAAGAGGCACUGGAUCCCCUGGGCAUCAUGCGCUCCAAGAAACCCAAGAAACGCCCAGAAGUGGCCAUAAGGCCCAAGCCUUCACCUCGGCUCACCAUCUUUGAUGAGGAGGUGGACCCUGAUGCAGAGCUCUUUGGCCCAGGCAAGAAGGCAUCCCCCCAGAGACCUCUGGAGACCACACAGGACUCCCUGAAGCUGUUUGAUGACCCUGACCUUGGUGGAGCUGUCUCCCUGGGUGACCCUUUACUGCUGCCAGCUGCCCGUGAGAGUGGAGGGCCCACAUCCAGCCCAGAAUACAGGGAAGCCUCCAAGGAGCUGUUCAGAGUUGAAGAGGACCUGGACCACAUCCUGAACCUAGGAUCUGAACCUAAGCCCAAGCCCCAACCUAAGCCCAAGCCUCUAGUCUCAGCUAAGCCAGCACUGCCCAGGAAACCAACUGUGCCCCCCUCUGUGGGUCCAUCAGAAACUGGGGCUGGACCACAGAAGCAGCAGCAGAUCCAAGCCAUGGAUGAAAUGGACAUCUUGCAGUACAUUCAAGACCAGGACACACUCGCCCAAGCAUCCCCCAGCCUCUUCUGACUUACCCUCUCCCACUGAUACUCUGCCUGCCGUUGCAUACCCUCCUGGGGAAGAGACCUGAAUGAGAAUGUGUGGGUUCUACCUGCCAGGCAAGGAGCACCAAUGGAAAUGGAAGCCUGGAUCCCCAGCCCCAGUACCAUACUGUAUUCUUUUCUCCUGGGCUGUGGGAUGCACAAGGACUUUUUGCAGAACGAAGAGUUGGGAGCAUCAUAGGAAUCAAAGUGCAUCGUCCCAGCCCAGCUGGCUGAAAAGAGGAGAGUGGGUGUGGGCUUGCCUUACUCAACAAGAGCCUGACCUCAAGGUUGGAAUGAGAUCAGAGGACAGUGUCUACCAGGGAAGGGACAACUUCUACAUGCUUGCAUCCACUGCCUCUGCCAGCUCAGUGCAGGAAGGAAGGAUUACCUGAGCCUAGGUUGGACUAAACAGGGUUCCUGUGACAGGCUGUUCUGGAGUCUCUACUUAGCAUGGCUGCUGAGGCCCCACAGCCAAGGCAUGUUCUAAGCAGAAAGCCUUUCUAUCCAGACUGCCCUGACCCAAGUCCCUUCUGAGUCUCCUUGGACUUUCAAUGCUAAUAGGAAAACUUGGGCCCACCAUUGCCUCUCUAGGGCAUGGAGGGCUUCCAUGACCCCAGGUCUUCCAUAUCCUUUCCCAGGAAGGGCCUGGCCAGCCCAUGGCCCCUUUAAUGCAGCUAUCAAUAAAGUGGGUCCUAGCCUCUCCCAGAGCUUAACCCAUGGGGUAUGAGGCCUUGUCUGCCCUCAGGAUCUGAACUCAUUAGCCUUUCUCCAGUGAAGCCACCAGCCAAGGUGAGGGAGCUGUGCACCAGGGCGAUCCUGUGCCUCCCAGUAGAUGGUGUCUCCUGGAGCAAAGACUGCUAGAGUAUAUUCUUUGCAUUAGGAACUAGUUUGGUUUUUUAUGAAACACAUAGUUUUUUUUUUUUUUAAACGAAAUGCAGCCAUUUUGUUCCUUGGCUCAGUUGUGCUUCACAGAGGCAUUAGAAGGACCCAGUCAGGUCCAAGACCCACUGUCUAGAGCCCACAAGUGGCACCAUCCAAUUGUUGGCUGCUGUCAGUGUCUGGGGUCCCCAGCUCCGACCUACAAGACCAGGCUGGGAGGAUCUGGCCUGUCUUGCAUCUUACAUGUCCCUUGUCAGCUGCCUAGUUCUGAGAAGGCUGGAUGAGAGGGCAUAAAUGGUUCUAGGUGGAGGACCAGAGUACUCCUCUGCCUUGCCAGGUUGAGGGUCUCCCCAGAGACUAGAGCUGACUCUAGAAAGCCCCCACCCCAAUUCUCCUUCCCUUUCACCAGCAGGCCUUCAUGCCCUCCUUUCUCUUAGUGCCCAGAACUUCUGGGCAGAAUGUCCAGAAGCCCCGCCCCAAAGCCCUCUCCUCACUAACUACAAAGGAAGGCUCAGUAGGUGGGGAGAGGCCACAUGGCCCAGUCUUCUAUAGAGUCACCCAACUGUCCCCAGGUCUCAUUGGACCCUUCUCCCUCUAUAUUCAUUCCUCUGUGCCUUGGCUGCCAGCUCUCUACCUCUCUUACACACACACACACACACACACACACACACACACACACACCUUGCACCCACUUUGGGUGAUAGAUGACAUAGGAGCAGUGGUGUGUAGGGAUUGGAUGACCAUGGGCCAAUUCCCAGCUGGGAUCCCUAACAGGACCUGAUCUACCAUUCUCUAGUGUGGUUUUGCCCACUAGUGGGACUUUGUCUUCUGUGGAGCUUUUGGGACACCCUGGCACGGGUGUUAUGCUCCACAGAGAGCAGUUUUCCAAUCAUGACUUGUUUUGAUCACAGGUCUGUGACCUACAUAGCUAGUCUGUGUCUCCCAGUUAUCCAGUAAAGUCUGUGUUUGACAAAGCCAGAA
Cricetulus griseus (Chinese hamster) is the source of this 3059-nucleotide messenger RNA. The record is from RefSeq and is a predicted model, not a curated record. NCBI's taxonomy places the organism in Eukaryota, Metazoa, Chordata, Mammalia, Rodentia, Cricetidae.